AUAAAGUACAAUGGAUGCAGUAGUGAUUAAGUGUGUAUUAAUUACGAUACAAUUUCUGCAAGUGUACGGACAUGGAAGACUAAUGGACCCGCCGUCCAGAAACUCCAUGUGGAGGUACGGAUUCCCGAAUCCAGUAAAUUACAAUGAUAAUGAACUUUACUGUGGUGGCUAUUCUGUUCAUUGGAAUCAGAAUAAAGGAAAGUGCGGAAUUUGUGGCGACAGUUAUGAUAAAAAAGAGCCGCGGCCUCACGAAGCCGGUGGGACUUAUGCUAAUGGUAUAAUAACCCGUCGAUAUAUAUCUGGCCAAGAGAUAAAUAUUGAAGUAGAAUUGACGACAAACCAUUACGGACGAUUCGAAAUAAACCUCUGUCCAAACAACGAUCCCUACAAAGAAGUAACGCAGGAAUGUCUCGACAAAUAUCCACUGAGGGUCGUUGGCCAGGAUGACCAUAGGUACGUAUGCAUGUGAGCGAAUAAACAAUAUCAAAAAGGAUUUUUAUGACAAUUCGUACAGUUCUAUAAUAAGAUGGAAAUAGCAUCUCAGACUGAAUUUCUAAUAAUAAUAAUAAUAAGAAAAUACUGGAAUUACCAAUAGGUUUUCCAUUCGAACAGAAGACCACUAUUACUUUCUUUGUUUCUCCAUAAACAGUUUCACCUUGCGACAGUUUCAAUUGUUGACAACAUCAUCAUC
This is a messenger RNA of Agrilus planipennis (emerald ash borer), 691 nucleotides long. RefSeq lists its product as uncharacterized. NCBI's taxonomy places the organism in Eukaryota, Metazoa, Arthropoda, Insecta, Coleoptera, Buprestidae. The record is from RefSeq and is a predicted model, not a curated record. The transcript is spliced from 2 exons. Bases 11 to 469 code for a protein of 152 amino acids.